GGGCUGCGGCGCCGAGUAAUGGGGUAAGCAGCUCUGAAAAAAGAAGAAGACGAUGAAGAAGGGGAUAGGUUUGCUAACGAAGAUGCGACAAAACAGAAACUCAUGCUCUCGGCCUCCAACAUCCCGACACCGAACCACUCGAGCGACUACACCGAACCCACGACCGUCCUCCUCCUCCCAGCCUUUGUCAUCAUCGACCACGUCACACCAAAAAGCGUGCCGGAGCUCAUUACCGAAUUCGUAGACAAGGCGCCGACAAACACCUCCCCGCUCGCGCCGCUCGCCCUCCCGGCCUCCGUCCCCGUAGCAUCGACAAACGGCAAAGGCACCGAGGCGGCCGCCACUGGAACGAGCAGCAUACCCCCCCAAAUCUCCCGCCGCCCCUGCCCGCACAGCGCGCUGAUCCUCCUCUGCUCGCAAAAGACGCGCGACGCCCGCUGCGGACAGUCUGCGCCGCUGCUGCGCAAGGAGCUGGAGCGCCACCUCCGGCCCCUGGGGUUGUUCCGCGACAUGGACGACGAGAGGCCUGGCGGGGUGGGGAUUUACUUCAUCUCGCAUGUGGGUGGGCACAAGUAUAGCGCCAAUGUGAUGGUGUACCGCCGACCCGACGCUUUUGGGCUGGACGAGGUGGAGCGCGUCAAGGAGGGAGGGGAGUUGGUGCCCAAGGCGAGGACGGCGGCCGCGCUGCCGGAGACGGAGGAUGUGGGUGCUGCGCAGUGUAUCUGGCUUGCGCGGAUCAAGCCUGAGGAUUGCGAGAAUCUGGUCAAGUAUACUGUUUUGCAGGGCAAGGUUGUGAAGCCUGAGACGCAGUUGAGGGGCGGGUUUGAUAGGGCCAAGGGGAUAAUGAGUUGGUGAGCCGUUCGUAUGGUCUCUUUUUUUCUGUUUUGAUGAAUUCUUAGAAGCGACUUUGGGCGCAUCCGUGGGGGGAAUCAUGAUCAGGGCCAUUGGGAUACAGGUCUGGGGGGCGUUGGAGGAUACGGCAGACACAUAGAGGAAGACCGGCAGACGGUAUUUGGUAGACAAGAGCUUUUGAUAGACGAAAGGGUUCAAGCUUUGCAGAAAGGGGCGUGAGUGCCAAUAUACCUACCUAUUAUACGUAUAACCUUAGGAGAAGAUUCGAGCUUUGGAGCGCGGAACAGGUCUAGAUAUAAGCCAGCUGCGUAGACGAUGUUGAGGUGGCCCACUUGAAAUUACACAACUAAAGUAAAUAGUGUCUCUUCCAGAGGGUGUUUGAAAUUGCAC
Molecule: messenger RNA, 1242 nt
Organism: Colletotrichum acutatum
Lineage: Eukaryota; Fungi; Ascomycota; Sordariomycetes; Glomerellales; Glomerellaceae
Product: Sucraseferredoxin-like protein
Exons: 1
Coding region: 103-855 (250 amino acids)
Source: RefSeq, a predicted model, not a curated record